Suillus fuscotomentosus is the source of this 768-nucleotide messenger RNA. RefSeq lists its product as uncharacterized. The transcript has 4 exons. The record is from RefSeq and is a predicted model, not a curated record. NCBI's taxonomy places the organism in Eukaryota, Fungi, Basidiomycota, Agaricomycetes, Boletales, Suillaceae. The coding region runs from base 1 to 768 and encodes 255 amino acids.
AUGACGGAGGUACCACAAAAUUUCCUCAGUCAGUCUAUACCAUUCACUUCACGACACCAGGAAGGUCAAAGCUUUCUCAUUGAAGGCAACAAUGCCACAGCCGAGUCAGCAACAGGUGAAUAUAUCUCGCAGGCACUUCUCAAUGCGAUGAAACUUGUUGGACAGCUCCGCUUCUCCGGAAUUGCAUCUGACAGUGCUGGGAACACGAAAUUGGCACGACAAUUGGUCUGCGCUGCGGUGCCCACCAUCAUACCCAUGGCAGAUGUAUGUCACCAUCUCAACCUCUUGUGCAAAGAUCUCUCGCAACUUUCAAUGUUUACGACAGGUAAGUUUUUGAAGUUAGUCAUCAAACAUAUUCGAGCUAUCGUGUCGUUUUUCCGCAAGUCAACUCAUGGAACUUACCAAUUGAGUAAGAUUCAUGAAUGCCUGAAGAUAUCACGAGGGCUCGAGGGCAUUGGAAAAACUCGGUUUGCCACCAUCUGUGCAUCAGCUAUCUCUGUACAAUGGUGCCUUCCAGCAUUGAGGGAGCUCGUCGACAACCCACAAAAAUUCAAGUUCCCACCAAAGAAGGCUAGCAUGGUUGACCUCCUGAAGAAGCAUAGUCAUGCAGGUACUCUGUUUGAACUUGAUCUCAAUCAUUUAGUCAAGGUCCAGAGCCCAAUUGCGAAGUCUAUCGUAUGCCUCGAAUCUUCUCAAUCGGUUUUCUCACUCAUAUAUAUUUUUACAUACCUACUCGGUAGCGCUUCGGCUCCGCAUGAGCGCGCUUAG